UCUGUAAAUUAGGGCUUGCUUUAGCAUUCCCAUCGUCGCCGCCCCGCUCUUAUCGCCAUGAAGGUAAACCCUAGAGUUUCGAGCUCCCGUCGCAAGUCCCGGAAGGCUCACUUUACCGCUCCCUCUAGCGUCCGGCGGAAGCUGAUGAGCGCGCCACUGUCAUCCGAUCUUCGUGGAAAGUACAGCGUAAGGUCAAUUCCCGUGAGGAAGGACGAUGAGGUACAGGUGGUGCGUGGAACCUACAAAGGCCGAGAGGGAAAGAUCGUCCAGGUCUACCGCAAGAAAUGGGUGAUUCACAUUGAGCGAAUCACACGCGAGAAGGUUAAUGGAUCUACAGUCAACGUCGGCAUCGACCCCUCGAAGGUCGUCAUUACAAAGCUUAAGCUCGACAAGGAUCGAAAGUCUCUCCUUGACAGGAAGGCUCGCGGUCGCGCUGCUGACAAGGCCAAGGGAAAGUUCUCGGCUGAAGAGGUGGCCGCUGGCGCUGCUCCAUCGCUCCAGGAUAUUGAUUAACUUUAUUAGAAGGAAUUUCUACCUUGCCGAUGUCUCCCAUUUUAGUUUCGGUAUUUUCCAUUAAUGUUUUUGGAUAAUUACAAGAUUGCGCUCUUUGUUUUCAUUAUGUUGUUGAAUAAGCUCUGUAGUUUAAAUGUUUUCCCUUAUGGUUUUUGCUGUUAUAUUAGCUGAUUUGAACCGAUCUAUAUAUGGCGUUUUUUUUUUU
Phalaenopsis equestris is the source of this 718-nucleotide messenger RNA. RefSeq names its product 60S ribosomal protein L26-1-like. The coding region runs from base 58 to 513 and encodes 151 amino acids. Gene Ontology annotation, biological process: cytoplasmic translation; ribosomal large subunit biogenesis. Gene Ontology annotation, molecular function: RNA binding; structural constituent of ribosome. NCBI's taxonomy places the organism in Eukaryota, Viridiplantae, Streptophyta, Magnoliopsida, Asparagales, Orchidaceae. The record is from RefSeq and is a predicted model, not a curated record. Gene Ontology annotation, cellular component: cytosolic large ribosomal subunit; ribosome. The transcript has a single exon.